GACCAUGUGCCCCUCCCGCAACCUCCCCAGGGUGUUGAUCUCCGCCUCAGCUUGGGUUCUUUCUCUUUCACUUUUCUAUUAGCUGGGGUUGGGACUCCCCGGCUGGAAAGCACUUGGGGGAAAUCGGGGAAACCCCAGCUGAUUUGCUCCUUGUGCCUCGAUUGCUCACGCUGCCUGCAGCCCUGCGUCCUGCACCCUUCAACCAGAACCCGAUGGAGGUACAGAAUAGGAGGUCGUAGUACUGGUGGCGGUGGAACAACAAUGGAAUUUUUUUCCGAAAGCCUACGCCCCGGGCCCCUCCCAGCUCUGGCUCUGCUCAGGCACCCUCCAGCUGCAGGCCAGGCCGCCCCGCCCUCUUGACCAAGACUUCAAUACUCAUUGGCACUGUACGCAGAGUGUUUCCCCUUCUGUCCAGCCAUUCUUCUCCGGAGUUCUCUUCUCUAUCCUCCCCUUGCAGAGUAGGGCAGCUUGCGGGUCCUCCUGCCAGUCUCUCCCAAUCGUCUGCGUCCAAAGGCUUGCAGUGCAUCUCGUUACGCGCUGCAGGGACCUUGCCAGGGCAGGAUUUGGGGGAGCAACCCGUAUCUGGCUGCCCCCGCCCAGUUGCAGAGUUGAAAGAAGACGGGAUCCUGCUGUGUUUGGAAGGCUGAGUUCCACAUCUAACCGAGCUCAGAGAGAAUCCACUUUGACACAUGACCCUCUGGCUCUUCAAAGCAAUGUCUCUUCAUGGCCCAUGCUGGUGAGGUCCUUCAGAGCACAGAAGCCCAUGUCAGCAGAUAACCAGCCUACAGGAGGACAAGAGGUGUUCUGGAUGGAUGGCAGCUGGAAGCCCAUCGCCAUAGCCAGCUCAUCUUCAACACUGAAGCACUUACCUGGGCAUUAAGUAAUGAAAAUUUUGAAACCAUAUAUGAAGAAUACAUCCAUCUCAUGCUACUUGUGUUUCCUUCUAAACAGUCACUUUUUAACCGAGGCUGGCAUUCAUGUCUUCAUUUUGGGCUGUGUCAGUGUAGGUCUCCCUAAAACAGAGGCCAACUGGAUAGAUGUAAGAUAUGACCUGGAGAAAAUUGAAAGUCUUAUUCAAUCUAUUCACAUUGAUACCACUUUAUACACUGAGAGUGACUUUCAUCCCAGUUGCAAAGUUACCGCAAUGAACUGCUUUCUCCUGGAAUUACAGGUUAUAUUACAUGAGUACAGUAACUUGACUCUUAAUGAAACAAUCCGAAAUGUGCUCUACCUUGCAAACAGCACUCUGUCUUCUAACAAGAAUGUAGCAGAAUCUGGCUGCAAGGAAUGUGAGGAACUGGAGGAGAAAACCUUCACAGAGUUUUUGCAGAGCUUUAUACGUAUUGUCCAAAUGUUCAUCAACACGUCCUGACUGCAUGAGAGCCUCUUCAGUGUUAUUAAGAGACCUCUGCCUGCUGCGCGGAGGCAGCAUAGCUCCGUGCAUUUGCAAUCUGCUGGGAAAACACAGCUUCCUAACCAGAAUCUGAUGAUCCACUUGGAUCACAUGAACUCUCCGAAAUGAGGAGAGGAAAAGAGCUCUUGGAUUUAUUUUUGCUUGCUUGUUUUUAAUUUAUUACUUCAGUUGUACAUAUUUUGUAAUAUAACAGAUGUGGAAUAAAAUUGUAUGCAUAUUUUAUCAACUGAAAUUUAA
Molecule: messenger RNA, 1651 nt
Organism: Mastomys coucha (southern multimammate mouse)
Lineage: Eukaryota; Metazoa; Chordata; Mammalia; Rodentia; Muridae
Gene: Il15
Product: interleukin 15
Exons: 8
Coding region: 884-1372 (162 amino acids)
Biological process (GO): positive regulation of cytokine production; immune response; positive regulation of tyrosine phosphorylation of STAT protein
Cellular component (GO): extracellular region
Molecular function (GO): cytokine receptor binding; cytokine activity
Source: RefSeq, a predicted model, not a curated record